Bursaphelenchus xylophilus (pine wood nematode) is the source of this 649-nucleotide messenger RNA. Lineage: Eukaryota; Metazoa; Nematoda; Chromadorea; Rhabditida; Aphelenchoididae. The record is from the annotation of a GenBank genome assembly.
AUGUCAGAAGAUCAGUCAACAACGACUCUGCGCAAUGUUCAACGGGAUUUGGCUGCAUAUCGACGGAAACACGAGGAAAAAUUGAAAUUAGCGAGGGAAAAGGAGGCAGAAGUGAGUUUUCUCAUUUUCUUUUAUUUUUCUUGAAUUUAGAGGAGGAAAAUGAGUUGCAUAAGCUUAAAGAGAGCAUGAAGAAGCUGUAGAAAGGCAUUAUAAAUAUUUUAAACUCCAUUCUCGGCCUUUUGACCAUCAAAUUUUCCAGGAGGCCCAGAAAUUGGCGGAAGAGCGGGAGAAACGAAUGAAUCCCAAGUCAAACAUGUUUUUCUUCCAACUCUGGGCGAUAGAUGUGCUCGACAUCCUUCCCUUGAGGUUGUGGCGAAACUUCAACGCCAAAUACCCGCUGCAAUGUUGGGUUGUGACCUUGUCCUUCUGGCUGAUCGGGCAACUUUUGGCGGCGAAAGUGGAAUUUGGAUGUGUUUACUUUAUGCUCUCCUUGUUCAUUCUGAUGUUCUUGAAUCUGGGGGUUCGUGCUGAAGGUGAAUUGAGCGCGUAUUCGGUGUUUAACCCGAAUUGCCAUCGACUUUUGGGGCAGAUGACCAGCGAACACUUUGAACGGGAUAUUUUGAUGCAAGCCAGAGAAGAUGAGGAGUAG